Molecule: messenger RNA, 868 nt
Organism: Quercus robur (English oak)
Lineage: Eukaryota; Viridiplantae; Streptophyta; Magnoliopsida; Fagales; Fagaceae
Product: heavy metal-associated isoprenylated plant protein 47-like
Exons: 5
Coding region: 132-629 (165 amino acids)
Molecular function (GO): metal ion binding
Source: RefSeq, a predicted model, not a curated record
UAGAUACUAAAACAUGCAUUUGCACUUUCUUCGAAAACCCGGCUCUUUUGUCAAGCAUUUUACAACAUGAAGAUACCAAAACAUUUGCACUCUCUUCGAAAACCCGGCUCUUUCGUCAAGCAUUUCACAAUAUGAAGGGACCCCAAUGGCCAAUUCUCUCAUAUAUUGCUAAGAAUCCAACAAGUUUGGCAUUGAUUCCUUUAAAUGUGUCAACUUGGACAAAUGUACUCAUAGUGAUCAAGCAAAAGAUAAUCAUCAAGGUGCAUGUGAGAUGUGACAAAUGCCGGUCCAAAGCCAUGACGGUAGCCGCUGCAACAGAUGGCGUUAUGUCAGUGUCAUUACAAGGUCAAGACAAAGAUCAAGUGGUGGUGAUUGGAGAAAGAGUUGAUGCAGCUUGCUUGACAAACACAUUAAGGAAGAAGGUUGGGUAUGCAAGGUUAGAGACUGUAGAGGAAGUCAAAGAUAAACCAGCUGAAAAGAAAAAAGAAGAUGAUAAGAAAAAAGAAGAUAAGAAAGAUCCACCACCAUUUCAAUGUAUCAUGCCACCACCUUGUUGCCCACCUCAGUUUGAAUCGUAUGGAGUGGUUUACGAGCCCUAUGGCUCUCAACCAAAUUGUACUAUCAUGUGAAAUGGGAUGGACUUCAUAGAAAAUUGGUGUAAUCUCAAUGCCCCUUUUUUCUUCUUUAAUCUUUCUUUGUAACUUCUUUGUUUUGCUUUUAUUGACGUUUUGAAAAGUAUGUAGGUAGAUCUUCAACCAUGCAUGUUACUCAUUGUGCGUGGUUUACCCUCUAUUUGUGGCUUCUAGAAUUUGUUGACUUUUAUGUAUUUAUAAAUUAGUAAAUAAAGAAACAUUAAGGAUUUAUACCA